AUGUGCCUCUUAUCGGUACCAGCCGUCAAGGAGAACUGCAGCACUAGUCAGUGGGGCCACUACGUCGACCGACAGCAACUCCUCCCUCACGUCCGCAUCAUCGAGGCCAGCCGCUUGUACUUGCAGUUGCACGUUGCUGAAAGUCCAUCUCCAAUCAUGCUACGCUCCCUCGUUGCGGAGGUGUCUGCUACUUGGGUUGAGGAUCUGCAGGGGAAGGUCUUGCACGACAAGAUCCUGGCAACUCGAAUGAGGAAAGCGGUCGCGGAGAGUAAGAGAGCAGAGGAUGAGCAAGCGAGGUUGCAAGCUGAACGCAAGUCUGCUCAGGCUAAAAUGGCGAGACACAAAGCCGAAGAGGAAGAGAAGUCAGCCAAGAAGAAGUCAGAAUAUGACCAGCUGGCGAAAAAGCUGGCGGAUGAGCAGGCAGACAGACAUAGAAUCGUCAAAGAGCAGGCGGUCGCCCUCGCUGAAACCCAUAGUGUUGCGAAAAAGGCCGCUGACAUCGCUGCUUAUCAGCUGAACAUUAGGAAGGGUAGCAGCGAACGCCAGAAGUAG
Molecule: messenger RNA, 552 nt
Organism: Suillus subaureus
Lineage: Eukaryota; Fungi; Basidiomycota; Agaricomycetes; Boletales; Suillaceae
Exons: 1
Coding region: 1-552 (183 amino acids)
Source: RefSeq, a predicted model, not a curated record